AUGGAUAACCUCGGAGUGAACUACUUCAUAUCAACUGUCAUCACACCUCGCACCGAUGGCUCAUCACGAGGAUACUAUGAUUACAUCCCAGACCUUUUUCUCAAAGAAGAUCGCUCCGAGGCCAUGGGUUCAGCUAUUUCGGCGGUAGGACUCGCUGCAAUGAGUAAUAUCAACCAUGUCCCAGAGUGGCUUCGUCAUUCCCAAGUCCAGUACGCCAAUGCAGUCCAGCUCAUCAAUCACUCUCUGCAGUCACCCAAGGAAGUACGCAAGGACAGCGUCCUCGUGGCAGUCUCGGUGCUAUGUCUGUAUGAUCAAAUUGCCCACAACAGCGACAACAAACUGGAUACAUGGGCCCACCAUGCACAAGGAGCGGCUAGCAUCCUUGCUAUACGUGAUGUGGACCAGAUUACCACUCCUUUGGGCGUACGAAUGUUUUCUCAGGUUAUGGGCGAUAUGCUACUUGCUUGUCUACAUGAACGGCUACCAAUGCCACCUCAUAUGGUGGUCCUGCGAGAAUUAUUGACCCACUCAGGAUACAUCGAUUCAUAUGACCUUGCAUGGCAGAUGAGUGGAAUUGAAAUUGAAUGCCUUAAUCUUCUGGCCACUUCUCAAUCGCUUCCUUUAGUCGAACUGAUGGACCAAGCGCUAUCCAUUGACGACCAAUUCCAACGACUCCUGGAUUCAUUACUAUUACAGGGUCACUAUAUCACCAUCUAUGACCCAGCUGCAGAUCAUUCGCAGGUCUACAACCAACGCUAUGACAUCUACCGUGAGCUCGAACGCGUCAAAGUCUGGAACGGCGGUCGAGCAUAUCGCAAUUUACUCCAUCAGGUACUGCAUGAGAGGCUAGUACGGGCUUUCGCAGACAAUGCCUCGGAAGUGGUCUCUCCCCGUUUCACACAACAACUACAAUACUCGCAUGAGGUGAUGCUGCGGAUGCGGGACGAUAUUCUGGCUAGCAUGCCCCAGGUACUUGGACAACUCCCGCCAAUCGGUUUAGAGACUGUUCCAUUUCCUAUGGACAAUAUGGCUAAUCUUAUCAACAAUCGAACUCCUGGAGGUAGUCAUUUUCCUGCCUGGUUCCUUUACGUCAUUGCUCAAUCGCCUGUCACACCGAUGUCAGAUCGCAUGUGGAUCGUUAAUCGGAUGGAUGCUAUUUGGCGGGAGAAGGGGAUUUUCAAAGCGCGGGACCUUGCGCGGAAGAUUGAGAAAUUAGGUUCUGGGAUGUCUAAGUCCUCGGACUAA
Penicillium pulvis is the source of this 1245-nucleotide messenger RNA. RefSeq lists its product as uncharacterized. The transcript has a single exon. The record is from RefSeq and is a predicted model, not a curated record. NCBI's taxonomy places the organism in Eukaryota, Fungi, Ascomycota, Eurotiomycetes, Eurotiales, Aspergillaceae. Bases 1 to 1245 code for a protein of 414 amino acids.